Molecule: messenger RNA, 1024 nt
Organism: Orussus abietinus
Lineage: Eukaryota; Metazoa; Arthropoda; Insecta; Hymenoptera; Orussidae
Gene: amx
Product: TM2 domain-containing protein almondex
Exons: 6
Coding region: 241-942 (233 amino acids)
Source: RefSeq, a predicted model, not a curated record
UUUUUUACUCAAGCUUCAAAAUUUGUACCACUUAAUGAAAUUCCGUAGAAUAUGUACAUUUUUCACUGAUUCUUAUCACUUGAUUCAAUAACAAUAUGUAACAGAACAAAUAAGUGUUUAAUAGUAAAAAGUGAUACUACACAACGGAUGAUAUAAAAUAAAUAAUACAUACAAGUUGUUUUUACAGAAAAAAAUUACAGAAAUGAAUUGAAAGUUUUGAAGUGAUAAACGUGAUACGACAUGAGUCUCAUUCAAGAUCAUUUAAAAUAUAUCGCUUGUCUUAUCAUUAUAUUCUUAACAGGCACCACCGAGGAGGUUUACACGAAUUAUGAAGGAGUUGCAACUUAUGCUCUAAAAGAAACAAAUACAAAUUCAACACCAGUUUAUAACAAGAAGGAAGAGAUAUUAAGUUUAUGCCCAGUAGGAAUCCUGUGCACUGAAUUAGGAGGCGAUUGUUUGAAGUGUACGUUAAACACGAAUUGUAUAUAUGGUGCUAAUUAUACUGCAAAUUGCACUGUACUACCACAAGUUGAUUGUAUAGGAGAACAACAUUUCCAAAAAAAAUAUAUUUGUCGUUAUUGUUAUCAAACGGAGCACUGGGAACAUGAAUGUCAUCAAAAAAAUUCCUGCAGUUCAGUAGCUUCACCUCAGCAAUAUUAUAGGACUAAUUGUACGGUGAAAGACGAUAUUUUGUGCCUAGGUAGAAGAACAUUUAUGAAAAAUUUACCGUGCAAUUGGACGGGUGGUCAUCGGUGGUCUACCGCUCUUAUUUUAAGUAUUACUCUUGGUGGAUUCGGAGCUGACAGGUUUUAUUUGGGUCACUGGCAAAUUGGACUCGGAAAAUUAUUCAGCUUCGGUGGAUUUGGCGUGUGGACGUUAAUUGAUGUAGUUCUUAUAUCGAUACACUACCUAGGCCCUGCGGAUGGGUCACUCUAUAUAUAAUUUGUUAUACGAUGUAUGAUUUUCCAGUCACUUAAUUGUUAAUGUUAAAGAUUUUCUGUACAUAUGAUGAUAAAUACGAUAA